Molecule: messenger RNA, 1398 nt
Organism: Danio rerio (zebrafish)
Lineage: Eukaryota; Metazoa; Chordata; Actinopteri; Cypriniformes; Danionidae
Source: RefSeq, a predicted model, not a curated record
UCUGCAGCCACACCCUACUGGAGUUUUGGCAAACACAAAUUGUGCCAGAUUAAACAACAUGUCCCAUUGCCAUGUAGGGUAAGGCUUUGGGUGAUUUGAUUUUUCCAUAUAUAGCAAUGUAAUGAGUAAUCUGAUUGGGCAAAGAGACAUUGUUGCAUUGCUUCCAAUAUAUAAAUAAUGUGGACUUCCUUUCUUAAACAAGAGUGUGUGAUAUAGCAUUUUGACUGCACGAUCAUCCUUCUAGAGCCCAGCACUGCUUGGGGACAUUGCAAAAAAUUAGGGUUUGGGAGUUAGGAGAUUUAGCAGUCAUGGACUCAAGAACAGUGUUUGUUUUAUUAUGGAUGCUGCUGUCUUACACAUCUACUGGAAUCAAACUAGAUGGAAAUGGUUACGUUGACAUUGUCAUUGCAAUCAGUUCGAACGUUCCAGAGGACUACAUGCUUAUUGAUAAAAUCAAGAACAUGUUUACUGAAGGAUUGUUUCAUCUGUAUCUAGCAUUGGAUAAAAAGGUCUAUUUCAAAGAAGCUACAAUACUAGUGCCACCUCACUGGAGUACUAAGGAUUUUUCCAGAGCAAGAACAGAGACAUUUGAAAAGGCCAAAAUAAGAAUCGAUAGUCCUCAUCCAGCAUAUGGUGAUGAACCGUACACUAACCAGUAUGGUGAAUGUGGAGCCGAGGGUCAGUAUUUUCAUUUUACACCAAACUUCCUCCGAGAUGACAAACUCAUCAAGCUUUAUGGGUCCAGAGGAAAGGUCUUGGUGCAUGAAUGGGCUCAUCUGAGAUGGGGCGUAUAUGAUGAAUAUAGUGAAAAAACUCCAUUCUACCGCUCUGCCAGUGGCAAGAUUGAAGUCACAAGGUGUAGCAAAAGCAUUAAAGGUCUGCUUCGAGAUGUUAGCACUGAACCUUUUCAACUGUGCCACAAUGAUUCACGAACUUUACUACCGACUGAUCGGUGCAGUUUUUCCCCAACAAAUUUCAAAGCACAGACAGCUCCAUGAUGUCUUUGCCAAGCCUGGAUUCUGUGAUCACAUUUUGUCGUGAAAGCGAGCACAAUUAUGAAGCCCCAAACUUACAAAAUGCGAAAUGCAGCAACAAAGCGACUUGGACCGUAAUAUUUGAGGAUUCUGUCGAUAAAGAUGAACUUCGUUUUCUAAAACCAUUGGCGUCGACUCCACCAGCGCCAACUUUUAAAGUUGUGCAACGGAUGCAACGAGCUGUUUGUCUGGUCCUUGAUACGUCACGAAGCAUGAUAUAUGCAAGCAUUAUAUUCAUUUGAAAACAGAUAUGCUUUUCACAUUUAAAAUUGUUAACACUAGAUUAUCUAAACACCUUGAUUCACAUUUCACACUGUUUUUACCAUGUUAAUCAUUAUCUUAGGAUGAAUUUCUUUUUUUUUCU